CAUGUCGAGUAAAGUGAGCAAGAGAGUGGGUUUCAGCCCAGAUGUCAACGAGAAACCACCACCAACCUUCCAUAAGAAUGGUUGCGGCACCAAAGUCCGCGGAAAAAAGAGGAGGCUAAUUGAAAUUUUAAGUUUUAGGGCGACCAAUGACUCGAGCUUUUCACCAGUGGGAAUUCUAAGGUGGAUUGGAGCUAGAGUUGCUAGAGCACUCUGUUGUGUCCCCAUUGGAAGGAGGUCCACCUGUAAGGUUUCUUCGUCUAGCUUGGCGAGGUCAAGGUCAUAUGCAGAGAUGAUUGAUUCUCAUCGAGCUGAAGCUGUAGAGGAUUACAUUGAGUUCUUGAACUCUUCCUCCUCCUCCUCCUUGUGGAGAUCAUUUCAAUCUCUGCAAAGAGUUCUUGCUAAGAUUUAAGAAGUCCUUUAUCUUUCUAUGGGAUGCUAAGAUGUUCUAGACGUAGGGUGGAAGAGUAGUAAAUGGGAGAAAGGAAGAUUUUAUGAUUCAUUCAUCAUUACU
Messenger RNA from Rhododendron vialii, 511 nucleotides. RefSeq lists its product as uncharacterized. NCBI's taxonomy places the organism in Eukaryota, Viridiplantae, Streptophyta, Magnoliopsida, Ericales, Ericaceae. The record is from RefSeq and is a predicted model, not a curated record. The transcript has a single exon. Bases 2 to 409 code for a protein of 135 amino acids.